GGAGGCCUAGGCAAAGCAAGCCUGCCCCUUUAAGGUAGUGUCCCUCCCCUGCCCCGUUCCUGCAGGUGACCCUUGCCCGCCUGCCUCCCAGAAGAAGGCUGGGUCCCCUUCCUUUGGGCGUCUUUCCUGUCUCCUGCUGCCAGCAGGUGGGCUAGGAGGGGGAGCCUAUCCAUCACGGCCCUCUAUAUGACGUGGACUCCAUUGCAUCUUGGCACCUGGAGGCUGAGCCCAGGACUCCAUUGCACCCGGGCACCUGGAGUUUCCCCCUCUAUGGCUUGGGAACUUCUUAAUGUCCACAGCAAGGCCUGCAGGGAACUGAGGGCACAGUCCUAAGGAUGUUCCAGGUGGAAUAGAAGCCAGAAUCAGAGCCUCUAAUUCCUUUCAAUGAUGGGGGCCCCAGUGUGUUAUCUGCUGGCUGGCCUAUGUAUAGGGUUGAUCUUAGGCUGGGUAGGGGGUUCAGUCCCCAACCUGGGCCCUGCUGAGCAGGAGCAGAAUCACUACCUGGCCCAGCUGUUUGGCCUGUACGGAGAGAAUGGGACGCUGACAGCAGGGGGCCUGGCCCGGCUUCUUCAUAGCCUGGGGCUGGGCCGAGUUCAGGGGCUCCGCCUGGGACAUCAUGGGCUUCCAACUGGUCGGGUUGCACUCCCAGCUGAAGACAAUUUCACACACAGGCCACAGGACCCUGAGCUGAGUGUGGAUGUCUGGGCAGAGAUGCCACUGGGUCCCUCAGGGUGGAGUGACCUAGAAGAGUCCAAAGCCCCCCACCUACCCCGUGGGCCAGCCCCCUCAGGCCUGGGCCUCUUUCACAGGCUUCUACUACUGGAUCAUUCAUUGGCUGAUCAUCUGAAUGAGGAUUGUCUGAAUGGCUCCCAGCUGCUGGUCAAUUUUGGACUGAGCCCUGCUGCCCCUCUGACCCCCCAUCAGUUUGCUCUGCUGUGCCCAGCCCUGCUUUAUCAGAUCGACAGCCGUGUGUGCAUCCAAGUCCCAGCCCCAGCACCUCCAGGGAAUCUACUUUCUGCCCUGCUUCAUAGUGCCCUGGCAGUCCUGUUGCUCAGCCUCCCUGCUCCCCUCUCCCUGCUGCUGCUACGGCUCCUGGGACCUCGUCUAUUGCAGCCCCUGCUGGGCUUCCUGGGGGCCCUGGCCGUGGGCACUCUUUGUGGGGAUGCACUGCUACACCUGCUGCCACAUGCAAAAGGAGGGCAACACACAGGAUCUAGCGGACAACCAGAGGAGGACCUGGGUCCAGGGAUAUCGGUGCUUGGAGGCCUCUUCCUGCUCUUCACACUGGAGAACACACUGGGGCUUUUGCAGAACAGAGGUCUCCGGCCAAGAUGCUGCAGGCGAAAAAGGGACCUCGAAACACCAAACUUGGACCCCGAGGAUGGCAGUGGGAUGGCCCUUCGGCCCCUACAGGCAGCUCCAGAGACAGGGGCUCAGGGCCAGAGGGAGCAGAACAGCCAGUCCUCACCAGCACCAGCCCUUCCUGGGCACCAAAGCCACAGUCACAGGCACCAGGGUGGCAGCAGUGCCAACAUCACAUGGAUGGUCCUUCUAGGAGACGGUCUACACAACCUCACUGAUGGGCUGGCCAUAGGUGCUGCCUUCUCCGAUGGUUUCUCCAGUGGCCUCAGCACUACCCUAGCAGUCUUCUGCCAUGAGCUGCCCCAUGAACUGGGUGACUUUGCAAUGCUGCUCCAGGCAGGGCUGUCCUUUCGGAGGCUGCUGCUGCUGAGUCUUGUGUCUGGAGCCCUGGGUCUUGGGGGUGCAGCACUUGGGGUGGGGCUCAGCUUGGGCCCUAUCCCCCUCACUCCCUGGGUGUUUGGGAUCACUGCUGGGGUCUUCCUCUAUGUGGCCCUUGUGGACAUGCUGCCAGCCCUGCUUCGUCCUCCAGAGCCCCUGCCUACUCUCCAUGUGCUACUGCAGGGGCUGGGGCUGCUGCUGGGGGGCAGCCUCAUGCUUACCAUAGCCCUGUUGGAGGAGCAGCUCUUGCCCCUGGUCCCUGAUGGCUGAUGGGGGCCAGGGGCAAGGGGUCCAGGUUGCCCUUCCUUCCCCCCAACCACAGGAAUGGAGGCGGGACACAGGGCCAGUAGGAGCAAUAGGAUUUUAAUAAACAGAACCCAUCCCAAA
Messenger RNA from Marmota flaviventris (yellow-bellied marmot), 2127 nucleotides. Lineage: Eukaryota; Metazoa; Chordata; Mammalia; Rodentia; Sciuridae. The record is from RefSeq and is a predicted model, not a curated record.